GGCGGAGUGACGGAAGCACUGCCUUGCAUUUCCAGAGACAGCAUCUUCUCCCCGUUAGACUGAGAUGCAGGGACGGGGCUCUGGAGCAUUUCAGGAUCUCCUUUGCAAGACUCACCCGCUUGCACUUGUCACUCCCGGUGCCAGGGUCUGCUGACCUCGCUGACAUAUCUACGGGCUUAUGAAGUUAUGGAUUAUGAUCCCGUGACAUUGCUGGCCUCAGUAAAGCUGAUUUUGAUAGGGAGUCGGGGCUCCGGUUCAUCCCUUAGUUCUGCUGUCCGCGGUUAGAAACCCUUUUUUCAGACUGGCACCUCCUUCUAUCGCUUCAUGGCUUUAAUGCGAAGUCCCCGCUGUUUCGCAAGACUCUCGGCAGACUGGGCAAAAUCCCCGUGGCCGCCCACUCCGCGCAGUCGGGCCCCGCGUGCUUUUCCGCCCUUGAUAAGUAACGCGGAGCCUCCGACCGUCGGCUCCAGCCUCUGGGCCUUCUCCAAACAGGCCGCCUCCUCCUCCAUGGCCGUGAGCGUGCGCCUGACUCCCGGGCCCCGCAGCCUGUGGGACGAGCCGCUGGCGAUCUCCGUGCACGGUCUGGCCCCGGCCCAGCGAGUCACCCUGCGCGCCUCCCUCCGCGAUGAGAAAGGGGAGCUCUUCCAGGCUUCGGCCCGCUACGAGGCGGACGCGGGCGGGCAGCUGGACCUGGCGCGGGCGCCCGCUCUGGGGGGCAGCUACCGCGGCGUGGAGCCCAUGGGGCUCUUCUGGAGCAUGAAGCCCGACAAGCCCUACUGGCGGCUGGUGAAGCGGGACGUGCAGACCCCUUUCCUCGUGGACCUCGAGGUGUACGAGGGUCACGACCCCCAGCCCACCAAGGUGCUGGCACAGGUGGUCCACGAGCGGGGCUUCCUGGGGCCAGGGGUGAAGAGGAUCCCGGUGCGAGAGGGCAACGUGCGGGCCACUCUCUUCCUGCCUCCAGGCUCAGGGCCCUUCCCUGGGAUCAUCGACAUGUUUGGAACUGGAGGUGGCCUGUUUGAAUACAGAGCUAGUCUGUUGGCUAGACGUGGUUUCGCUGUGCUGGCCCUGGCAUACUAUGCCUUUGAGGACCUUCCCAAAGACAUGAAGGAACUUCAUCUGGAAUACUUUGAAGAGGCUGUCCAGUACCUGAAAAACCACUCCCAGGUAAAGGGUCCAGGAGUUGGGCUGCUUGGAUUUUCUAAAGGGGGUGAUCUGUGCCUCUCCAUGGCCUCCCAUUUGAAGGACAUCACAGCUACUGUCACCCUCAAUGGCUCCCUGGCAAAUGUAGGGUGUGCACUACACUAUAAAGGUAUGACCAUUCCCCCACUGGGUAGUGACCCAAAACGUAUCAAGAUGACUAAAGAUGGGUUUGCAGACAUCGUUGAUGCUCUCAACAACCCUUUGGAGGAACCCAACCGAACAAGCUUAAUUCCAGUUCAGAAGGCUGAGAGUUGUUUCCUGUUUCUCGUUGGUCUGGAUGACCAUAACUGGAAAAGUGAAUUCUAUGCCAAUGAAGCUGCCAAAUUGUUACAAGCCCAUGGGAAGAAAAAACCCAAGAUUAUCUGUUACCCUGCAACAGGACACUAUAUUGAGCUCCCGUAUUUCCCUGUGUGCCUGGUUUCCUUUCACAAUUUGGUGGGCAAACCUGUGAUCUGGGGAGGAGAAGUUAGGGCCCACUCCAUGGCCCAAAUUGAUGCUUGGAAACAACUCCAAGCCUUCUUCCACAAACAUUUAGGAAAUGAUAACAAAUCUCCCAAAUUGUAACUCACCAUUUAGAAUUUUAAAUGGUAUAUGCUAAAGGUGUGUUGAGAUGAUACCAACUAGAGAGAUUAUUUUUAGAAUAACUGGAAUAGGGUUUUUUUCUCAUCAGUAAGAUAAAGUCGAAUGUAAUAAUAAUUUUAAAGCUCUUAAAGGUUUUUUUUUAAGUAAACAGUUUUCCCCAAGGAAUAAAAGAGUAAUUUUGUGAAACAUGA
Molecule: messenger RNA, 1976 nt
Organism: Phascolarctos cinereus (koala)
Lineage: Eukaryota; Metazoa; Chordata; Mammalia; Diprotodontia; Phascolarctidae
Product: acyl-coenzyme A thioesterase 1-like
Biological process (GO): fatty acid metabolic process; acyl-CoA metabolic process
Molecular function (GO): fatty acyl-CoA hydrolase activity
Source: RefSeq, a predicted model, not a curated record